AGAAAGUUGACAGAGGAAAUUUUGACAAAUAAAUCAAAUCCGUUUAGUUUGACAGUUAUUAAUUUGAAUACUAUAUAUUUUAUUAACCAGUACAGGAGUUACCAUAUUUAUGUCAUAAAUUCAGGAACACAUUUUGCCACUGUGCUACCACAAAAGCACACAAGACACUUUGAAAAAAAAAAAAAUGCAAUUUGUGUUGUAAAAAGUGAGAAGCCUAGUCAGGAUGCUGUUGAGACUCAGCUACAGAGAAAAGAGGAAGACGAAAAGGCUGAUAAUGCCGCCUUGGAAGUUGUAAUUCACAAGUUGGUGACAAACAGUGAGCACUUAGUAGCAGAAGCAGUUAAAGCACAGGCAGAAGUGGCUCAGUGCAUUCGCAAUCAAUCUAGACUGCUGCAACAGGCCAUGGAUGACACAUCUGAAAUACUUCAGAAGGAUUCCCAGUGGGAGGCUGUGGCAGUUGCCCACAGAGAGAAAGAGCUUGCUAUGAUCAGGGCUGGGGAGCUUCUGGCAGAAUCAAGGAAAAGCGUGGAGAAGCUUCGGGAUGUCUUGCAAGAAGGCAAAGCCAGUGCCGUCACACAAAACAAUGCUGCUAUCUAUCCAGCUUCCAAACAAUACCAUGAAUUUGUAAAGCAGCUAGCUAGUGCUAAUUUACAGGUCAAGCAGGCAGAGAGUGAAGCCAAUGUAUUGCAGAAAUAUAAAGAUUUGGUUGACAAAGGGAAGAAACAGUUUCAGAAAGAGCUUGAAACUCUGAUGCCCAGUGGGAAACUGGCACCUGGCAAAAAGUUGUCCGAGGAUGACCUGAAUGCUCUUAUUGCCCAUGCUCAUCGUAGAAUUGAACAGCUACAGAAACAGAUUGCAGAGCAGCUGGCCUUGGAGAGACACAGACUUGCUUCUGCUCUUGAAACCCAGAGACAGGAAGAUUUGAAAGUAGCUAACAUUGCAUUGGCUGAAGAGCGGCGGCGCAUGCAGACUGAGUUUGAAUCUGAGAAGGUGAAAAUGGAUGUAGAGUACCUAGAGCAGAUGGAAAGCGAGGUCAGGAAGCAGCUGGCUCGCCAGGCAGCAGCUCACAGUGAUCAUCUGAGGGAUGUAUUGAUUGCCCAGCAACAGGAGCUCAGUGUGGAGUUCAACCGAGCAUUGCACCUCAAGAUUUUAGAAGAAAGAGAGAGGUUUCAAGGAGAAGUUGCCGGAUGGAUUGCAAGGUUGAAGGGAAUUGAGACAGCUGUUGAAGCCCGAGCAACAAGUGAAAAACUGUCAAGGGCAGCCCAGGACCUGUGGCUUGCAUGUAUUGCCCUGAAUUCUGCCAUUGCCUACAACAACAUCAGUGAAGAAAGAAAUGUUAAGCCUUUAAGAGACAAUAUAGAGCUCAUACUGCAAGUUGGCCAAAAGCAUCCAUUUGUGGAAACAGUGGCCAGAUCAGUUCCGUAUGCUGCCCUUGAUAGAGGUGUCAAUUCCGAAGAUGAGCUGCGACACAGGUUUAACAAAGUUUCUCGUAUUUGCCGCAGGUUGGGCCUUGUAGACACCACCAACUCAUCCCUUUACAAAUAUCUGAUAUCAUAUUUACACUCUUUCAUUGUACUUGACAAUGUUGUGGCUACCGCAGAAGGGGAGGAAAUUGAUCUUUCAGACUUGGACAAUUUUGCCUUACUGUCCCAUGCACAAUAUUGGAUGGAGAAAGGGGACUUGGAUAUAGCUUUGAGAUUCAUGAUUCAAUUGACGGGAGAGUCUCGCAAAGCUGCCAGUGACUGGAUCGAGGAGACUCGGCUUCUAUUAGAAACAAAACAAAUCGCUAAAACUCUAAUGGCUUAUGCAUCAGCAAUGGGAAUAGCGAAUACAUUUUAG
This is a messenger RNA of Candidula unifasciata, 1839 nucleotides long. Lineage: Eukaryota; Metazoa; Mollusca; Gastropoda; Stylommatophora; Geomitridae. The record is from the annotation of a GenBank genome assembly.